AUGGCUGUGCCGCAAUACCAGGACAAACUUGUUGUGCUAUUCGGUGGUCUUCGUAUAUCAAUGUGCUUUUUGAAGACUAUUGGCGACCACAGGAAUGGAUCAGGGUUAGCAGAGACAUGGGUAGAAAAUGACGUUUUUACGGUUUUUCUACGGUUUUUCGAGUACACCAAUGAAAAUCUUGCAACGAAAAUUGCUGAUUUGCAGUCAUCAUUAGAAAACCCUGUCCAAGAACUGACAGGAACUCUCAAAUCUUCAGAGUUCAAACCGUUUUUGGAGUAUUCAUAAAAACGAAAUCCCUUCAGAAUAUUAUUUUUAAGUUUUGAUAGAGAUACCUGGAGAUGGUAUCCGUUCUGCUUAACUUAACUCGAGCACAAAGAGAAGGAAUCUAGACUCCAUAUUGAAUGCUUCCAUAUUUCUUCAGAUAUGAUCAUCUCAAUUACGCUAAGUGAGGAUCGGUAUUCAUUGGAAACUUUGUUGUCAAAUUGAGCGAGGGUACAUUUAACCAAGUAAGCGCAGAUCACAGUUUUGAAUGGCUCAAUAGAAUUGGUAAAAGAGAAGGAGGAAUUGUUGGCAUAACCAAGACAUCUUCAGCUUAUUAGAUCAGGUAAAAAGCUAUCUGCAGAUGAACAAAUGUAGUCGAAAGAUUAGCAAUAAGCAUAUUUUCUCUGUAAAAUCAUUUAAGGAACAUUUCAUGCGUUAAUAACACUUCAACAGUGCAAUUUAAACAAGAGUAGCAGUAAACGUUUUAUCAGAUGUAAAACGAGAGGUGUAGCCAAGCGUUUUAUAUCCGAUAAAACACGUGGUACGAGUGUUUUUAAUGACUUAAUGGUGAGUAGAUGAAAAUUUACUGUUUAACUGUGUCUUUUAAUGGGCUCUAUCUUAUAAUUUGCUCUCGGAGAUUACAUUUGCUGUGCCCCUAGGUGAGUAAAAAAAUGGACAGAAACAUAAUCUUUCGAACCGAUAGAAGUGUUAUUUAGCGUCAGUUUGUUACGGCGCACGAAAAUAAGUCGCCCUAUUUGCCGUGUCAUUGAAAACAGGAGCGUGUUACUACUUCCUAGUAACUGGCCCAACUUCUUAGCAUUACCCGAGAAAAAGGCAGAUUUGGCAAGAUCCCUUUCCGAGCAUCUCAUUCCAAAUGCGCCACCCGAUAAAGUAAUUGUUGUCACUGGAGGAUUUAACGAUGGAGAAAAAGCACAAUGCUCAAACGAGGAAAUGGAUUUAACCAUAUUCUAUAAAGCACACGAAAAGCAGACACAAGAAUUAUUUAUCACUGUACUCCAGCAUUUGUGA
Messenger RNA from Paramuricea clavata, 1290 nucleotides. The record is from the annotation of a GenBank genome assembly. Lineage: Eukaryota; Metazoa; Cnidaria; Anthozoa; Malacalcyonacea; Plexauridae.